Messenger RNA from Trichophyton rubrum CBS 118892, 630 nucleotides. RefSeq lists its product as uncharacterized. The record is from RefSeq and is a predicted model, not a curated record. NCBI's taxonomy places the organism in Eukaryota, Fungi, Ascomycota, Eurotiomycetes, Onygenales, Arthrodermataceae. Bases 1 to 630 code for a protein of 209 amino acids. The transcript is spliced from 2 exons.
AUGGCGGUAGAGACCAGCCGCCAUGUUCAAAUGGUCAUUGAUGUACGGUCUAUAGACCUAUUAUCCAGGGGAAAUUGGCUAUACCCAUCAAAAAUCCAGAGUAAUAAUCGCAUCACCGCAGCUGACUUCACAGGUAAGAAAUGGGAAAUACUAUCCCUAUUCGCGAACGAUAAGUCCAAUAUUAGCUACUGGCAGUCUGAAAAGCUCAGCAUUCAAACUAGACGAUUAAGCUCCUUGCAGGCUGACCUAUGUUUGCAGAUAACUGUACCUGACCAAGCCAUAGCAGUCAUUGAUUUGGAAAAGGUGCGCGAGAACGUACACCUGGUGUUAUGGACUGACUGUAGGUACUGCCCUGGUAUCUUGGGAACAGAAACAUCUGUAUCCGUAGGCUCGCUCUUUGGCUCAGUCAUUAUGAUAGUAUCUUUUAGCAAUGGGGCCAACUCUCCCAUUCUCUUCGAAGUUGUUGUCAGAAGGGCAUUGACCUGGAAGAGUGUUCCUAAACACUCCCCUGACAUCAAAAUGGCUGGAGUUCUCCCCCUGGAGUCCCGCAAACACUUCCUCAGUUGCAUUAGAAAAGUGCAGACACUCCUGUGGCUGAGAAUGUACUCGAUAUCACCGUUGGUGUGGUAG